Molecule: messenger RNA, 2480 nt
Organism: Opisthorchis viverrini
Lineage: Eukaryota; Metazoa; Platyhelminthes; Trematoda; Opisthorchiida; Opisthorchiidae
Exons: 8
Coding region: 472-1713 (413 amino acids)
Biological process (GO): gluconeogenesis; glycolytic process; glucose 6-phosphate metabolic process
Cellular component (GO): cytosol
Molecular function (GO): carbohydrate derivative binding; monosaccharide binding; glucose-6-phosphate isomerase activity
Source: RefSeq, a predicted model, not a curated record
CGCAUUGCGCGAUAUACCUCGGUCCUAUUCGUCACGUAGAACCAUAAUGGCUGCACUGAGAGAUUUUCUGGCCAAUUUCAAGAAAGUUCCACUCACUAUGAAGGAAAUGUUUGAGAAAAACCCUAAAAGGUUCACAGAGUUAAGGUAAGUAUUUGACUGCUUCUGAUUUGUCAGUCAAGUGCUAAAUCUUGCACAUGGUAAUAUUUUGCUGGACUAUUCUAAGAACUUGAUUGACACUGAUACUUUUAACAAACUCAUCCAGUUGGUGAGUAUUUGUGUGACAAUUUAUUGCUCAGGCCAAAGACAGUCAUGUCGAAAAACUACGGGACGCGAUGUUUGCCGGGGAAAAGAUCAACUUCACCGAAAAUCGUGCCGUACUCCAUAUUGCACUUAGGAAUCGCUCAAACGUCCCAAUACUUGUUGACGGAAAGGAUGUAAGUCUCUGUUCUUAAGGUUAUCGCUUUCUAGGUAAUGCCUGGCGUGAACGCGGUGUUGAACCAUAUGAAAGAUUUCUGCGGUCGGGUCAUCUCUGGUUCCUGGAAAGGCUAUACCGGCAAAGCGAUCACGGAUAUCGUCAAUAUCGGUAUUGGAGGGUCUGAUCUGGGUCCUGUCAUGGCAACAGAAUGUCUAAAACCAUACGCGAACCAUCUACGUGUGCACUUUGUGUCCAACAUUGACGGAACCCACAUGGCUGAAACGCUGAAAAAACUAAACCCUGAAACCACCCUGUUCAUCAUUGCAUCAAAGGAAGUUCAUGUGGCGAAGCAUUUUGUGGCUCUCUCGACAAAUUCCGAUGAAGUGAAGAAGUUUGGUAUAGCUGAAGAAAAUAUGUUCGAGUUCUGGGAUUGGGUUGGAGGCCGCUACUCACUUUGGUCUGCGAUUGGUCUGUCGAUUGCUUUGUAUGUAGGAAUGGACAAUUUCAUCCAACUUCUCGAGGGUGCCCAUGCGAUGGACAAACACUUUAAAGAAGCACCCCUACACAAAAACCUGCCGGUUAUUUUGGCAGUUCUAGGCGUGCUCUACAUCAACGUAUACGGCGCCGAAACCCAUGCUAUUCUACCCUAUGAUCAAUACAUGUCACGGUUCGCAGCCUACUUCCAACAGGGUGAUAUGGAGUCCAAUGGGAAAUUUGUUACCCGCGCCAGCAAAGAGGUAGACUACGCGACUGGGCCUAUUGUCUGGGGCGAGCCUGGUACGAAUGGACAGCAUGCGUUCUAUCAGCUAAUACACCAGGGGACACGUCUGAUUCCCGCAGAUUUUCUUAUUCCAGUUCACACGCAAAAUCCCAUUCAAGGAGGUCUGCAUCACGAGAUCCUAAUAUCUAAUUUCUUGGCCCAAACCGAAGCCCUGAUGACGGGAAAGUCGCGCGACGAAGUUCACACGGAACUGUUCAACUCUGGUGUCACAGGCGAAAAGUUGGAAGCACUGAGUCUGCACAAGAGCUUCAAAGGCAACCGCCCAACAAAUUCCAUCGUCUUCUCGCGACUGACGCCGUAUAUGUUGGGCUGUCUCAUUGCCAUGUACGAACACAAGAUAUUUGUCCAGGGCGUUAUUUGGGACAUUAAUUCAUAUGAUCAAUGGGGAGUCGAGUUGGGCAAAGUACUGGCAAAGAAAAUUCAACCAGAGCUCAAAACGCCUGACCCAAUCACCACGCAUGACUCAUCCACGAACGGUCUCAUCAAUUUCAUCAAAGAGGAAAUGAAACGACACUGAUGCCUUUCAUUCCACACGCACUCUGAACAUCCUCUCUAGUCUAGAUUGGCUCUGAUCCUGUUAUCUAUCCAUUUUGGCUGCGCGCGUGCUUUCUAGUUGUUCUGUUAUUUUGAUUUCAUAUUUUCCAGGCCGUGACUGGUUUCUCGCUCCAUUGACCACCGGCUUUGGUUAACGCAAUUUGGUACUAUCUUACCCUCGUAUGUAAUCUUGAAUAUCUGUCCUCAAACGUGCCAAUCUGAUUGUCGCUCAACGACUAGCUCUUACCACUUAAAGAUUCCGCAUAACCUUGUCGGUUGACUUUGACACUGACCGGAAACAUACAACUUGUUCACGAGCGUCAGCCGCAAAGCUGUUUAUGGUGACCCAUCUCCCUCAGGCAGUAGUCCAUACCUGAGCUAACCGUUUCAUCCGGGACACCGUACGAGCUGGCGCAACCGAAACUCGUUGACUGACCUAGAAAGCUCGACUUCGUAUGACAAUCGCUUGGAUGCCCACUUCGAGGAGCCGCCCUGGGUAUCGUCAGACCACUUAUUUUUCUGUCGGCCAUGCACUUUGCUACUAUUCAUAUUCAUUCGUACAAGUGAAAUGAUCGACAAACUGGGAAACCGGAAUUUCUGGGGCUUAAUGUGUGCUUCGUAAUGGGCUGAAUCUUACUGGUGGAAACUCUUGGUUUGUUGCUUCCUUUAUUAAAUGUGAUAACUAGAUUAUUUUUUUACUGUGGGCCGAUUUCAGGGUUUUAUGGGCCGAACGAUAUGCUUUGGUUUUUG